UAAUUUUAUAAUCACUCGUUUGUGCACGAUUCGCACGCGCCACUGUGAUUGUCGAGCUGUCUCAGUCAGAAACCAAAUUAUCUCAGUUUUUAAAGGCUGAUGACAACAGUUAUGAUCCCAAGUUAUUGAAAAUAAAUUAACAACAGAGGGUAUGCCGGAAGAGGUUCUGAACAAAGUAUUGUGUUAGAAUGUUGGCCAAAGCGAGUAAACUAGAUGUGGUCUGGCGAAAGUUGCUCCUGACAAAGUUCUUCACAAAAGGAUGGGGAACGGUCGACAACUUAAAACGGAUGUGCAAGUUUGGUCAAGUGAUUUCUGAUCGUUCGCACUGCAAGCACCUUGUGGACAAGACCUACCCGGUCUUCAUUGACAAAAAUGAGCAAAAGGGCGAAUGCAGAAUCUUGGAGGGGCAUUUUUUGUCACCGUUUGCCAAGUAUAUGAAAGGGAUUAUGCCCAAAGAAGUUGAGACUGCAAGGUUUCAGGUUGUUUUGCCUUUGAGAUGGAAAUCUGAGAAGAAGCCAAUUUGUAUCCAUCUGGCUGGCACGGGGGAUCAUGGCUUUUGGAGGCGAAGAACCAUCAUGGCCAGGCCUCUGCUUAAGGAGCAUGGCAUUGCAUCUAUUAUACUCGAGAAUCCGUUCUAUGGAUUGCGAAAACCCAAAGAGCAAAGUCGUUCCAGCCUUCUCAACGUAAGUGACCUUUUUGUGAUGGGAGGAGCAUUGGUGCUGGAGACGUUAACGCUCUUGCACUGGUGUGAGAAAGAAGGCUACGGACCGCUUGGUGUAUCAGGAAUAUCCAUGGGAGGCCAUAUGGCUACUCUUGCUGCUACUAACUGGCACAAGCCCAUUGCUCUCAUCCCGUGUCUGUCCUGGAGUAAUGCCACACCGACGUUCACCCAGGGUGUCUUCAGCGGUUCAAUCCCUUGGGAGACCCUGGCAUCCGAGUAUGUCUUCCACUCGGAAUAUGAAGCCGAGAUUCUGAGAAAACUCAUGAAGUGCCCCCAAUAUGAUGCCUACAGACUUGGCCAAGAGUUUGCAGCCAAUUUUCCAGAAAGCAUGGAAGAACUGCGAAAAGUCACACUGAAGUCUGGGCUGAGGUCCUCACUCCAAGACCAACCCAAGACGGAGCCGGCAACGGCAUCUCCAGAUGGAGCAAGAGAUGCAGUCUCCAUGACGGACAACAAGGGUGAUUUAGAACUGGACCAGCAAUCGUCCAAGUGCAAUGUGGCCAGUCAAGUUGAAUCGGUCCCAAGAGAACUGAACCGGCACCAAAACGACAGUAUUCCUGAAACCAGAAAUGGUUUGGCAUCUCCCAGCGACACUUGUCAAACAUCAGAAACAAACCUUUCAGAGAUGACAGAUCCCAAUACUGCUUUGGAUGCAGAAAACCAAAAUACUUUUAGGACAGAGAAUUCUUCAAGAGAUGUUUCCAGGAAUUCAGUAGGGAGCUUCUCAGAAGAUGCUGGCCAUUCUUACUUGGAUGAAGAGUCUUCUGAAACGAACACACUUAAACGAAACCUCAAUGAAACUUCAUCAAAUGCCCAUCCAAGUUUGGAUGCUGUUCAAGGAAGUAGCAGAAUAGAUGUAGACCGCCAAGUUGAUAGGUCGGGUCAUAGCAGUGAAAAAGAUGACCAGAGGUCAAAGUUGAACACCAGUGUCAAGGAUGAAGGACAAAGGAAGAAAUCCAGUCGGAAGCGAGACAAAGCAUCAAGCAAGAUGAAGCUUACUAAAGAGGAGUACGAGGCAGUGAAAAACGACGCUCUGCAGUUCAUGAAGGGGGUCAUGGAUGCGGCUACAUUCGUUGGGAACUUCUCCAAGCCUGUAGAUCCUGAGCUCGUCUUUGCUGUCUUGGCAAAUCAAGACGCUUACAUUCCUUGGUAUCAGAUGCCAAGCUUGAAGGAACUGUGGCCAGGCAUGGAGGUACGAUAUGUUAACUCGGGCCACGUUGCUGCAAUCCUUUUCAAACAAAAUCACUUCAGGCGUGCCAUCCAUGAUGCUUUCCAGAAGAUGGAGAAGAAGUACCAUGGAGUCUUCCCCGAAGAGUCGUGACCCCAAGAAAAACCUGUCCCUGUUUAAAAAAAGAAAAAGAUGAGUUAGUUCUAUAAGUACGUGGUUACAGCCAAGUAAUUUAUGUCCUAUGGAAUUUGGCUUCACCUGAUUCCAUAAGCGCAUGUGUAAUUGCAAGCCAGAGGCAAGUAAUUAGGACACAGAUUCAGAUUUGCGUAUAAAGAUUUACUUUGAUUUAAUGAAAUUUCAAAAUGUUUGGGAAUAACAAUGCAAGCAAGGCCAAAUGAUUUAAGUAAGUUUUUCAGUGUUAUAACUUAUGCUGUUUGUACUUUAUGAUGUGUUGUUUUGAUUUUUGACAGUGGCUGCUGUAAAUAUAUCACAUUUGUCCGUUUAUCCAUUACACAAUUCCUUUGAGUAACAAGAGAUCAAAAGAUUAAUCAGAUAUUCCAAUAAAAUGACUACAUGUGUGAAUGUUUCAGCUCUGUCUGUAUUCAGCUGCCAAAACAUUCAUACUUUUCCCACCGCAAUUAAUAAUACAGAUUCUUGUCACCCAUUGCUUUUUUGACAGUUGUUUUGUAAGAUUUCCUCUGUUUAAUGUUUUCAUGAUUUCAUGCUGCAUUUUUAUGGAGGGCUGCCUCCUUAAGUUGAUUUGAUGCAUUAAUAAGAGGGUCACUGAUCAGUACAAUUUUGUUUUAAACUGUCAGUAAAAUAGCCAAAAUCUUUGUGAAAUUGUGCAUCUUUUGAGGUCGGAAUUGUUUGACAUUUCUCAUAAGUUAGUAACUCUAUUGUGCAGUAUGGAAGGACCCAUUAUGACUAUGUAGGGCUUGGUGUCCCUAACAAUGGACACAGUUUUCUGUUGAACCCUACUCCCUACUUGGUUUUACUAAGUAGAAGACCGCGUCCAUCAAAAUCAAUCACUCGCUUUGCUUCACAUAAUGCUUCAGGACCAAAUCCGUUGAAAUCCACCACUGGUGCUUGUGGAUUUUGAUGGGCUUGGUACACAUGGCUUAUCUGCCAAAAUCCCCCAAAAUGAGGGGAUGGAUUUUGAUGGAGUUGGCAAGGUUAGGGUUAAUUACUGCAUUUCCAUCUUGGAUUCUUGAAAGCAAAGCACAAAUACGUGGGAUGUGAUUAAUCAUGUGUAUUUCAUAAGAAUAACACCAGUGGAUGAAGAUGUACAUGUCUAACUCUUGUCAUUGACGUCGGAUAAUCCUAUACUGCACAUGUUUUGGCAAUUCCAUUGUUUCUACUGCCUCUGUUACCGACUUUUACAACUUGAGAAGAUAAUGUCUGUACAAAGGUAGAUUUGCUGUAGACUUUUUUUCCUCUAGAAACUAGAAUGUAAUGAUAGAUACUGCAUAGUAUGUACAGUUAUGGAAAUAAUGUUUUCAUACUUGCAAGUGAGGUUUUACUUAAGCUUUAAUUACCAUUUGUCUGAUUAUUUCUUCACAUAGGACAAGCAAAUAUAUCAGCUCUGAAAAGCACCUACCAGAGUAGGAGAGCUUUGUAUAUUGUCCUUGUAACUUUUCAUAAAAUGCGGGUCGCUAAUUAUAUAGAGAAAUACUUUAAUGUGAAACAUGCUGCAAGUUCAUCUGCCCCUUAAAGGAAAUAGAUUUGUUUGACACCUGCUGGAUUUAUGUUUGGUUUGAAGCAGCAUGUAAUUUUGUUGAUCAACACAACGAUUUUAUAAGUUGACUUCCGCUCAGACGAAGUAGUAGUGUGAUAAAAAAUUCAUCCGAGCAUUAUUAAAACGUAUUACAUGUACAUGUGAAAAU
This is a messenger RNA of Patiria miniata (bat star), 3772 nucleotides long. RefSeq names its product protein ABHD18-like. NCBI's taxonomy places the organism in Eukaryota, Metazoa, Echinodermata, Asteroidea, Valvatida, Asterinidae. The transcript is spliced from 11 exons. The record is from RefSeq and is a predicted model, not a curated record. Bases 189 to 2042 code for a protein of 617 amino acids.